AUGCUUUUCAAGUCUACCCUCCUCUUGCCCGCACUCCUUGCUCUUAGCCUCGCUACUGCUGUCCCUGGUCCUGAUGUUGAAGAGGACCUUGCAGCCCGUGGUGCAGAAUUCGGAGACAAUGUGGAAGAUCUCGCCGCCCGUGGUGCAGAAUUCGGAGACAAUGUGGAAGAUCUCGCCGCCCGUGAUAGAUCCCCAGAUUGCGGUCGCUUUGCGUCUUAUAACUCAAAGCAACAUUUGCUGUCAGAGGGACUAUUUUUACGACCACCGUUCACACAGAUGCUGCCGAAGGCGAGACUACGAUUUCAAGCGUUCGAGGUGUCGCUAAACGAUAUUGUCAGCCUUGACGGAUCUGCGGAAACGAAAUCGAAGAUGGAUACGUCAGCAACCCGAGUCAACUUUAGACCAAACAACAUUCAUUACUUCACAUUAAAAUAA
This is a messenger RNA of Trichoderma gamsii, 435 nucleotides long. RefSeq lists its product as hypothetical. Lineage: Eukaryota; Fungi; Ascomycota; Sordariomycetes; Hypocreales; Hypocreaceae. The record is from RefSeq and is a predicted model, not a curated record. Bases 1 to 435 code for a protein of 144 amino acids. The transcript is spliced from 2 exons.